Molecule: messenger RNA, 2743 nt
Organism: Drosophila willistoni
Lineage: Eukaryota; Metazoa; Arthropoda; Insecta; Diptera; Drosophilidae
Gene: fl(2)d
Product: pre-mRNA-splicing regulator female-lethal(2)D
Exons: 4
Coding region: 402-2102 (566 amino acids)
Biological process (GO): regulation of alternative mRNA splicing, via spliceosome
Cellular component (GO): nucleus
Source: RefSeq, a predicted model, not a curated record
UCGACAUUCGCGAGUUGGUACUGAAGCGCCAUAUUGGUUUCUCCGCAGAGUGAAAAGUUGAAAAAAAGUUGGUAAAAAAUUGUUAAAAAUUGUCAAAAAAGUGGUAAUAAAUAAACAAUUAAGUAAUUAAUCAAUAAUACAAGAGUUUGCAAUACAAAAGAGAUCGUGAAUAUUGUGCGCCAAGUUCCCCCCACACUCGAGAAAAGUAUUUGUGUGGUGAGAGAAAAAAAAAGAAGCAAGAGGAAGAAGCAAACAGCGUUGUCGUCGUCGUCGCUAUUCUGCCUCCGCCUCUGUUUCAGCCGCUGUCGCCGCCGACGCCGCAGUCGUCGUCGUUUGUUUCGUGUGUGAGCGUGUAAAUGUAAUAAGGACCAACAAGAAUACAACAACUACAACAAGACGUUAUGAGUGUCGCUGCAAUGACUUUGGACGAUCAGAGACCCUUGAUGCACAGUUACGAUAAAAUGCCAACAGCAACAACAAAAUAUGAACAAAAUUUAAGUGGUGGAGGUGUUACAGGAGUUGGGGGAGGCGGUGGCGUUGGGGUAACUGGAACUGGUACUGGUUCUGGUCCAGCGUCGCCAACUCCUUCGGCUUUUGAGGAGCAGCAACAGCAACAACAACAGCAGCAACAACAACAACAGCAGCAGCAGCAGCAACAACAACAACAACAACAGCAAGAACAACAACAACGCCAACGUCUGCUAGAAGAUGAAAUUGAAUCCCUUAAGUUGGACCAAACUCGUUUGGGCCAACAGUGUGCCGAUGCUCAGCGACGGGAGAAAAUUCUCAUGCGACGUCUGGCCAACAAAGAACAAGAGUUUCAGGAUUAUGUGAGUCAAAUUGCCGAAUACAAAGCUCAACAGGCACCAACUGCCUUGGCCCUGCGAACUGCAUUGCUUGAUCCUGCCGUCAAUUUACUAUUCGAACGUCUCAAAAAGGAAUUGAAGGCCACCAAGGCCAAAUUGGAGGAAACACAGAAUGAACUAUCGGCUUGGAAAUUCACACCGGACUCAAAUACGGGCAAACGUUUAAUGGCCAAAUGUCGUUUGCUUUAUCAAGAGAAUGAGGAGCUGGGUAAAAUGACCUCAAAUGGUCGUUUAGCCAAACUGGAAACGGAAUUGGCCAUGCAAAAGAGCUUCAGUGAGGAGGUCAAGAAAUCACAAUCGGAAUUGGAUGACUUCCUGCAAGAGUUGGAUGAGGAUGUUGAAGGCAUGCAAAGUACCAUAUUAUUUUUACAACAAGAACUGAAAACCACACGCGAUCGCAUUCAAACCUUGGAGAAGGAGAAUUUACAACUUAAGCAAGCCAAUACAAAGGACGAACAGCAAAAUGUGGUAACAACGCCGCCGGCAGCUACAAAUGGUACCGCUAAAUCUAAACUGGAGACAAUAAGUGAGGAAAUGACAACUACAACAACAACAACAACAACGUCGGCAGCAACAACAACAAUACUCUCCAAUCCAAAUCCUCCGCCCACUAAUCCUGACUAUUUCAAUGGUGCCUGUAAUAACAACGAACAGAUUGCUGAACACAUAAUCCAAGAUAAUGAUAGUAAUAGCAAUAGCAACAGUAAUAGCAAUGGCAAUGGCAACGGCAACGCUGCAAGAUUGGCACGCAAAAGGAACUAUGAAGAGCCGCCAAUUGGCAAUGCAAAUCCACAUUCAGUUGCUCUCAGUUAUAGUGUCGAGGAGACGACAACGACGACGGCGACAAUUACUGCCAUGAGGGAAGUAAGUGCACCGAGAACAUUGCCACCGAAAAAGUCCAAACUGCGAGGUCUAACCACAAGACGAAGCUCACAAAUUGAGGAUGAGCUGCAACAGCAGCAGCAGCAGCUCCACCAGGCCAUGACUCUAAUAUUGGACAAUGCAGCUGUGAAAGUAGGAAUUCCCACUGAAGAUCCAAAUGCCGCAACUAUCACGCCAAUGACAACAACAACAACAACAGCCACAUCCGAACCGGUUGCUGCAACAACUUUAGUUGAUGCAGCUGCCACAUCAUCUGUAAUACCACCAACAGGUGCAGCUGCACGAAUUCUAACCCGACGACGUUCAGUACGCAUGGAACAAAAUGGAGCGGGGGUUGUUGAUUAUUCAACCUAAAACGGAGAAGAGAAAAGAAAUAAAAAACAAACGUUGAUAAAAACUGGAAAACUUUUUUAAAAAAAGUCUUUGCUAACACAAAAAAAUUUGAUUUUGACGGUUUUCUUUCUAAGCCAAUUCAUUUGUUGAGAUUUUUCUUUGAAAAUACCGAAAAGAGACUUUAUAUUUGAUUUAAUUUUCAUUUUCUAUACAUAUAUAUAUAUAUGUUUUAUAUAUAUAUAUAUAUAUCUUAUAUGUUUUUUUUUGUCUUGUAAAAUACGUUUACCAUUUGAUUAGCAAGCGAAAAUGCUUGCACACACUUACAUAUAUAUACGCUAAAAUGUAAAAGUCACCGAUAUAUAUACACAUAUAUAUAACAAUAUUUACAAAUCAAAAAAAAAAAACACAAAAAAAAACAAACAAUAUUUUAAUUGAACUUAGCUGAAGAAAAACAGUUCUUAAAAACAAAUAUCAUUAUAUAGCUAAAUUAGUUUUAAAAUUAAUUAAUGAAUUAAGCCAUUUUUUUGUAAUGCAAAAAAAAAAAAAACAAAAACUAAACAUUUACAAAACAAAAAACGAAAAAGAAAACCAGAAAAAGUUGUGUAAAAUAAUCUAAAUUAUGUUAAAAUAAACAUUGUUAAGCAUCAACAGUAAAAUUGAAA